This is a messenger RNA of Oncorhynchus mykiss (rainbow trout), 3091 nucleotides long. Its product is annotated as sodium- and chloride-dependent GABA transporter ine. Gene Ontology annotation, cellular component: plasma membrane. The record is from RefSeq and is a predicted model, not a curated record. Gene Ontology annotation, molecular function: amino acid:sodium symporter activity. Lineage: Eukaryota; Metazoa; Chordata; Actinopteri; Salmoniformes; Salmonidae. Gene Ontology annotation, biological process: amino acid import across plasma membrane; sodium ion transmembrane transport; nitrogen compound transport.
AUCGGACAUCAUAUUCGCGCUCGUCAGAAGGUCAUCGCUACCAGUGAGGAAGAGGCGAACGAAAGGGUCAACUUUCGUCAAAUUUUGUCCAAGCGGUAAUAAGCAGACCGCCUGCAUUUCCGAUUUUGGGACAACGACUCCAAUUGUAGGGGCGGAAACAAAACCAUAUUAUUAUACAGUGUCGCUAACGGAAAAUUACGGCACGUGGGGGCGGGUUACCGAACAUUUUUUUGUGUAACACUGAUGGUACAUAAGCAGGUAGUAUGAUAACUUGCAGGUCAAUGUUGCGGUGGGUUACCGGGAGUUUAGGGCAUAUUAGUCUGCAUGUUAAUUAAGAGUAGAUCGGGGCAUUUUAUCUUGUUAUAUGUCAGGCAGUUAUUGAAUGAGAUGUCUGAUGCCUACAGUCUAGAUAGCGCACGUCAUAGACUUUAAGCUACUUGCAAUACAAUUGUGUUUCAUAAGGAAUUUAGUUGUCGGGAUUGUCUUUAAUUGACUUAGACAUAUCUUAGUCGUGUGUCAUCAAUUUCUUGGUCUAUGCUUUGUCAUAAUAUGCCGAAUAACGGUUAUGAAAUAAAGGUUUUCGUCACAUUUAGCGUAUGUGUAAAUUGGAGUGAUAUUAUCUGUUUAGUAAUAGUAGCAUAAUAGGCCAUAUCGUAAUUGAAAUUGUUUGGUGGGAGUUAAAGACUACUAGCCUACAAGUUAAAAUGGGAGUGGGGUCCGAAAAUGCAGCAUCCACCACCAAACUAUCCAUUCGUCAUGGGGUAUGCAAAGAGGAGACGAAUAUCGCUCUGAAAGCACCCUUAAACGUAGAGGGUAUGUUACCAAAGAAAGUGGGGCACGUGACUGCAGAAAGAGCCACCUGGGGUCGCCGCAUUGAGUUUGUCCUUGCAUCGGUGGGGUACGCGGUUGGACUUGGGAACGUGUGGCGGUUUCCAUACCUCUGCUACAGGAGCGGUGGAGGUGCCUUCCUCAUUCCUUACUUUCUCAUGCUGUUUCUGUGUGGAAUCCCCCUGCUCUUCAUGGAGUUUGCCAUUGGGCAGUAUACCCGACUGGGACCAGUGCACGCUCUAGCCAAAAUCUGCCCCUUGUUCAAAGGUGUGGGCAUUGCCACAGUCGUGAUCUCCUUUGUGCUCUGCACCUACUACAAUGUUCUCAUGUGCUGGGCGCUCUACUACUUCUUCAACUCAUUCCGAGCCACCUUCCCCUGGCAGUCCUGCAACAACACCUGGAAUGCUGUCGGUAACUGCUCCAUCGGUUUCCCUGGCAACACCACCCACUUGCAUUCGGCCAGUCAGCAAUACUUUGAUCACAGGCUUCUGGAGAUAACCAAUGGUAUUGAGGACGCAGGAGGACUACGCUGGGAGCUGUUUGGACUCCUUAUCCUGGCCUGGGUCAUUGUCUACUUGUGCAUCUUCAAAGGUGUCAAAUCCACUGGCAAGGUUGUUUAUUUCACCGCCACGUUCCCAUACUUCAUGCUGUUUGUCUUGCUCAUCAAUAAUGUCCAGCUUCCUGGAGCCAAGAAUGGGAUGCUUUACUUCCUGAAGCCCAAGUGGAGCAAGCUGCUUGAUGUUCAGGUGUGGGUUAACGCUGCAGCCCAGGUAUUCAACUCCAUUGGAAUAGGAUUUGGUACCAUGAUCUCCAUGGCCAGUUACAACAAGUUCAACAAUAACAUCCUCAGGGACACAUUGAUUGUCUCCUUAGCUAACUCAGCCACCAGUAUCCUAGCUGGUUUUGUGAUAUUCUCAGCCAUUGGCUACAUGGCUCAUGUCCACAACCUCCCAGUAGACAACAUCGCCACAGAUGGUCCUGGGUUGGUGUUUGUGGUGUAUCCAGAGGUCUUCUCCACUAUGCCUCUGCCCCAGUUGUGGGCUCCUCUGUUCUUCUUCAUGCUUCUCUGCCUGGGACUGGACAGUCAGUUUGCUAUGGUGGAGGUGGCGGUGACGUCCAUAAUGGACGGCUUUGGCCCCAAGGUGCUACGUGUCCUGAAGAGACAGGAGAUCAUCGUUCUGACUGUCUGUGUUAUUGGCUUUCUUCUAGGCAUUCCUCACAUCACUAAGGGGGGAAUGUACGUAUUCCAGCUGAUGGACCACUACACUGCUGUGGUGUCUCUCAUGUUCCUGGCCUUCUUUGAGGUCCUCGCUGUCUGCUGGGUUUUUGGACUGCGGCGGAUGACCAUCGUGAUCAAGAGGAUGUUGGGAAAGGCUCCCAACAUCUAUUUCUGCUCCUGCUGGAUGUUCUUCUCCCCUGUGCUGGUCAUGUGCAUUCUGAUCUCCAGCAUCGUCCAGUACACACCCGCUCGCUAUGGGAAGUCAUACACAUACCCUGUCUGGGCAGAGGUGGUGGGCUGGGGAAUCUCCCUGGUCUCCAUCGUUUGGAUCCCCCUGGGAGCCCUGCAUGAGAUCUGCAGAAAUAAGGGCACACUGAUGCAGAGGAUAAAAACAGCCAUGACUCCUACAAUAGAGUUGGACCCCGUCAACCAUCUACCAGAGAAGGAGAGAGUGGACAUCCCGGAGUCUGUUGUCUUUAUCACUCAUCUGUGAACAGGGACAAAAGCACUGUGUCUAGGUUCGUGAGUCACAGUGACUGUGUGAGUCCUCUAUUAGGAUAGGGAGGUGGGGAGGUUGUUGGGUAGUUUAUGUAAAUAACUUUUCAAGUAUUUAUUCUAUGAAUCACUGAUACCAUGACACCUAACCUAUAGUGAAAUAGACAGGGUAAACAGUCAAGGUAAAACCAUAGGUUAUGGACCUCAAAGAUGUCCUUCAAGUGCCAUGACAUGUCCUUGCCUGGAAGCACUUUAUUGCCUUACAGGUACUGGAUACCCAAGUGCUUACACACACUUUUUUUUAAUAAUACAAAUAUUACAGGUUAGCCUACUCUGACACUUACAAACAUAUUAAUAAAAACGAUGAUGUCCGAUUCAUAUAAUUGGCCAACGAAAAGGGGAGACACCAAUACAAUAUGACGUCCAUCUAACCUGGAGGAGGAAAUGAUUGUCCAAAAACAAAAGUGGCGCAGACCCAAUGACAAAGACAGUGAAUAUGCACACUCACCUGGGAUAUGUCAAUACAAAAAAAUAUAAAAUCAUUCAAAA